Messenger RNA from Closterium sp. NIES-65, 765 nucleotides. The record is from the annotation of a GenBank genome assembly. Lineage: Eukaryota; Viridiplantae; Streptophyta; Zygnematophyceae; Desmidiales; Closteriaceae.
AUGGGGAAGCCUAAGGCCAUGCCUGCUACCAAGGGGGCCGGCAAGGGAAAGGCGGCUGCUACUCAACAAGGAUCCAACACAACCUCCUAUCCAGCCACUGUAGGACGGACGCGGCUGCUGCUACAAGGUCGAGUGGUUCUUCCCGGGCAGAAUCGGCAAGCCGCGCCAAAGCUUCAGAGCCGGCCGGAGGGCAGCCCAAGGGGAUCCCGGCACAAAGCCAAUCAGUGGGAGAUAAUGCUGCACUCCUCCGCUGCCGACUCCGCCGCUGACUGCUCUGCAGGCUGCAUCCCCUCGAUCUGCACCCCCUGCUGCGCCAGGGAACCACGGCACGAGGAGGUGGCUGGGUGGGAGGCGUCACCGGCUUCGGCGGACGUUGCACAUGGGGCCCGCCAUAAAAGUACCGAGGGAAUGACGUCAGGGCCGGUACUGCCUGAGGGGUUGGAGCGUGUAGGAGAGGUGACGGAGGAACGUGGGACAUCAAGGGACGAGGCUGCCACGGCUGGGGGGGCAGGGGAAAGCGACGUAGUGGUGACUGAGCCGGCAGCUGCUGCGUUACCCCGGGUGGUGGCUGCUGCGGUGCCUGAGGCGGCUGCUGCUGCCGUGCCUGCAGCGGAGACGGUGGCGGGUCCGGUGCGUGCUUGUGGUUCUGCUGCUGCCUUUGGCGGCGGAUCAUCUUCACCUUCUGCCACCCCACAUGUGGCACAGUUGCAGGCUGAGGAGACGAGGCUGUGUGCACAUCCGGAGCAGACCAGGGAGGUGGCAUAG